Molecule: messenger RNA, 3467 nt
Organism: Cotesia glomerata
Lineage: Eukaryota; Metazoa; Arthropoda; Insecta; Hymenoptera; Braconidae
Product: aminopeptidase Q-like
Exons: 16
Coding region: 130-3378 (1082 amino acids)
Biological process (GO): proteolysis; peptide catabolic process
Cellular component (GO): cytoplasm
Molecular function (GO): zinc ion binding; peptide binding; metalloaminopeptidase activity
Source: RefSeq, a predicted model, not a curated record
UUGCACUUUACCUGUUUAGAAUUUAGUUAAGCGUUAACAAGACUUAUAAUAACAUAUUCCUUUUUUCAACCUUACAUGUUAUAUAUAAAAUAUAUGUAUACUGUUAUUUAUUACUCUAUUUGUUAAACAAUGAGACGUGGCUCGGUAAAUACAUGGGAGUCUUUCGGUCGACGGAAUUCGGAAAAUAUGGCGCAAUUUUCGAGUAAUCGCCACGAAUUUAUGACAAGUGAGCCAGGAAUGAGUGGCAUUGAAUACCAGCGUGAAGGAGGGUUCUUUUUAUCACACAGAAAACUUGCCAUUGUUAUAACAGCUAUUUUUCUUUUGCUUGUUGCUGUUGGAUUUAUUGGAGCUUAUGCUGGAGCAUUCCCACGUAAAAAGAUAGAAUUUGAUACAACCGCGCUUAUUGCUGAAGAUGAAGGCUCGGAACCGGCUGAUGCUGAAAAGUAUUCCCUCUCAAAAUGGGUAUUUCCCUCAAGGUAUCUCAUAAAGUUGACGCCGAUUGUUGAAGAUAAUAAAGUUUCCCGAGUUCAGGGCCGAGUCAUUAUAAAGUUUAUCUACAAUGGAACCAAAGAACUUAAUAACAUUGUCUUGAAUGCCAAACACAUAAAUAUUUCACAGAUAAGGAUGUGGUCGCUUGACAAUAAAUUCAAUGACGACAAUAUUAACAAUAAUAGCAACACUACAACAGAUUUACCUAUAAAUACAAAUGAUACAACAUCUCAACCAGCAGAUUUUUCUAAAAGCGAAAAUUCGAGUAAAAUUGUUGAUUCUCUCGAAAGAAAUUCCCGUUCUGCUGAUAAUCAAUCGGAUAUACAAAGUAAUUUUUCAGAAAUAUCAAACAGCUCAGAGCCGACUUAUAAAAUUACUGACAAUAAUAAUAAUGAUGAUGAUAAUUCAAAAUUAGCAAAUGAUGAACUUAAUAUUGAAGAGAUAAAUAUAACUGAAAGCAAAGUUGAUGAAGAACACGGUAUUCUAACAAUUACUCCAAUUUCGGGGAUAAAACCCGGAAAUUACUCUCUGGAAAUAAUCUACGAAGUUCAAACUGACAAUCGAACAUUACUUGUCGCUAAUUUUAGUGAUAGAGAUGCUGAUCGGUGGUUAAUGGCAAGCAGAUUAAAACCUACCAAUGCGCGUCGACUUGUUCCUAUUUUUGACGAUGUUAAAUUAAAAGCACGAUAUGUAAUCUCAAUUGCUCAUCCGAUUGGAAUGGUUGCACUUUCAAACACUCGGAAGAUAUACAAUGCAAGCCUACCAAAUAACUGGAUAAUUGACACAUUUGAAGAGACUCCACCCCUUUCACCCCACAGUAUCGCGAUAAUUCAAGGUCACUUGACAUCAGUCAGUAGUAAAACUAUCAAAAGCGGUUCGGGAAAGGGGGAGGAGAUUCAAAUAAAUUUCUGGAGCGAAAAAGGGGAAAAUUUGAUCCCGAGUUACUUGCAUAGUAUGAUUAAUCAAGUAAUUAUAAGUUUUCAACAAUUGUUUUCAGUUAAAUUUCCUAUGAAUAAAUUGGAUAUUGUGAGCGUACCCUUCGCCGACAAUUCCGGGAAUCCCGGAUUAAUUUCAAUUAUGGAAAAUUUGUUUAAUGUGAGUGAUACAUCGCCUGGAGUGACUAAAUAUGAGACGUUAAAAACUUUAAUUCGAUUGAUUGGCAGACAAUGGCUCGGGGGAUCUGUCAAUUCUCAGAAUUGGACUGACGUAUGGAUUUUAGAAAGUUCAUUAAUUGAUCUUCAGCAUUAUUUUGUUAAAAAAAUAGACACUACAUUUAAUCAUACAACAUUUUUAUUAGACGUUCAACUUGAAGCUUUUGAAUCAGACGGCUACAGUGUCUCACAAUCUCUGAAAUCAAAAGUUAAUCCAGAAUAUUUAGAAGCUUUUCACCCCGAAGAAUUAUAUUACCGCGGUGCAUGUCUUUUACAUAUGUUGCAUGGCGUGUUGAAGCAAAAUGACUCUAGAACUGGCUACAGGAAGUUCGUUUCACGGUGGUCGAAUGGAAAUGGUGACGUCAAUUCAUUUCUUGAAGCUAUGACCAACAAUGAUGAUGAUGAUAAUCCAGACAGUGUUUCUCUUAUAAAUGUAAUGGAGUCCUGGAUCAAUAGUCAUGGAUAUCCAGUUGUGUUUAUCAAUCGUGAUUAUAAAACAGCAACUGCUAAAAUUACUCAAAGUCGUUUUAGAUUUGACAAUCGAACAUUGGAUGACCAAAAACCUUGGCACAUACCGCUUACUUGGGCAACAAUUGACAAAAAAAAUUGGACGUCUCCAUCAUUAAUUUGGAUAAAUCCCGAUAAUAAAGAAACUGUAUUAGACAAUGUAGGAAAUCCUGAAUCAGAUGUUGAAGACAAAGAAAACUGGGUAAUCUUUAACGUAAACUCUUUAGGUUACUUUCGAGUUAACUACGACGAUAAGAAUUGGGAAUUGAUUGCAAAAGCUUUAGAGGAUAAUCCAGCUAUUUUUCCUUCCGCGGUAAAAGCUUCUUUGGUAGACGAUGUUUUAAGUUUAGCUUUUGUGGGAUCAACGUCUUACGCUACUGCUUUCAGUGUUAUCAAUUAUUUGAAAAAUGAAACCCAGCCGGAGCCCUGGACUGCACUCAUGCGUCAUGCGAUUAAACUCGAUCUUGUUUUAUACGAUACCACAGUUUAUCCCGAUUAUCAAAAAUUCAUGAGAAGAUUAACGUCAAGCUUGUUUAAUCAAGUCGGCUUAAAAAUAACCGAAGGUACCCGAAUGACCUUGAUUUCUCAUCAGUUUGGAUCAGCAUUUGAGAAUCCUAGUUACGUUGAUUGGGCCAAAAAUAAUUAUCAGGAUCUAAAACGCUCACAUAUAUUGAAAUUGAAACAAAGCGUACCUUCGUAUUUGCGUGAGACACUUCUCUGUACUUUUGCUAAGCUCGAGGAUCAACUUGGAUGGGAAUGGUGGCUGGAUAAAUUAGGAAACAUAACAAAACGUGAUACUGACAGAAAUUCAUUCUUGUCCUCUUUGGCUUGCUUCCAAGUACCCUGGAUGUUACAAGCAGUUUUGAAUGAAAUACUUAAAGGAGAAAUAGUUGAUGAACAGGAUGCUUUAAUUAUUCUUAAGGCUUUUGAUGAUCAUCCAGUGUCUGCGCAAGUGGCUUUUAAAUUUGUUCAAAAUAAUUGGCUGGAAAUAAUGAAGAAAUAUAAAAAGUCUUAUCCUAUUUUGCGAGCUUUUGUUGGAUCUGUAGGAAGUGGAUUUACUAAUCACAAGGAUCUUAUUGAUUUUCAAAAUUUCCGAGAUCAAAACUACGAAAGCUUGAAACCAGUUGGCUAUAUCACUGCGUUCGUAGAAGCUAAAGGUACAUCGUGGAUAUCAUUUUUAAAUAAUUCACUUUCAGAUUUUGAAGAAACGAUUGACAGAUUUAAAGAUUGAUUACUUAAAUAAGUGAUAUUACAUUAAAAAAAAAAAUUUAUAGUAUUUAGCAUUAUUAAAUCAUUUGUAUAAAUCCACAAAUAAUAAUA